AUGAAGAAGAGACCCCGAGAGCCCAAACCCUUAGUCUCCACGCUCGUCUCCUGCACUGGCCCAUCGCUAAUCAAACACUUAGCCUCGUGCAAUUCUACCGUUAGAUCCCAAUCCCUGAAGCUCCUUCAAUCAUGGCUGACUUCCCAAAAGCAAGAAAUCCCCGAAGAGGAUAUUAAGAAGCUAUGGAAAGGACUUUUUUACUGUUUCUGGCACUCCGACAAAGCUCCGAAUCAGUUGGCGCUUGUUAAUAGACUUACGUCCCUGUUUUUGACCCUCGAAUUCCCUGUUUCGCUGCAGUAUUUUAGUAAAUUUGUUUUGACUCUUCGGCGAGAGUGGCCUGGGAUUGACCGCUUGAGGUUGGACAAGUUUUACUUGCUUAUACGUAGGUUUGUGAGGACUUUGUUUGAAUUGAUGAAACUUAAGCAAUGGGAUUUGGAAUUGCUGGGGAAAUAUAUGGGUGUUUUGGAGAAUGAUGGGUUUAUGGCAGACGAUAAGUUGCAGGGGAAUGGAGUGAAUUAUCAUAUUGUAUCGGUUUUCUUGGAGGAGUUGAAAGAGGUGAGGUUUCCUGUGAGGAAGGAGGUGGUUGAUGUGAUCUUUGGUCCCUUUUUUGUGGCUUUGAUGAAGAGUAAGGACAGGAUUCUGGUGGGGAAAGUGACAAGUUGUGUGUUUGAUGAGUUGCUGAAGAUGGGCAAGGAAUUGCUGGCGAAGAAAAAAACAGGCGUGGACUGUGACAAGAAAGAUGGGGAUGCGUCGCUAGCGGUGGUUGCCUUGAAGAUGUGUUUUUCGGGGAGGUUUUAUGAGGUCGGUUCGUCAGAGGAGUGUUUUCAGGGGAACAGGAAGGUGGUUUUUGGGUUGCACGAGGAGUUUCUGAAGUUGGAGAAGGAUCUGGAGUCAUGUGGGGUUGAAAUAGAAGUUCGUGAAUUCAAUGAGGCUUCUGGUGGUAUUGGUUAUGAUGAUGAGGUUCCUCACUUGAUCGCUAUUGAUUAUAAUACCAGUAAUGGUGUGUGUGCAUCGGGGGCAUCUGAAGAAGCUGAGGAUGUGCAUGAUGACAAGAAUGAGUCUGAUGACGAAAGCUUAAAGAAGAGUAAGAGGGCAAGAAAAGCAACAGUUAAAAGCCAUAAGAAGUUAGAAGAGUCAGAUAUAAGUGAUAAGAAGUCUAAGAGGAGGAAGAAGAAGGAUAAGGAACAAAAUCUGGUUUCUGAAAAUGGAUCUAUUGUCGAGGAAAAUGGCAAUGUGGUUACUGCGAAUGGUAUGGAAAAUGGAGAUCUGAUGACUGCUGAUGGAAAGGGGUUGGAUGAUGAAUUGGAGAGUGAUGGAACUGAUUUAACUUUGAAUGAGUCUGUGAUAUCAAAUCUUCAGAAGCAGUUUGAGAAGGUGGCUGCUGAAAUUAGGUCACAUAUAGAUGAUGAUACAGAUUCAUGUGAUACACCAAUAGUUACAGUGAAGAAUAAAAUAUCGAAAAAGAAAAGGAAGGUUGCUAAGACCGACACUGACAACCCCGACAUGAGUGGUCAAGUAGAUGACAGAACCGAUAAUGCUGCAAAGAGUGUGGAGAAGAGUGCAAAGAAGUGCCCUGAAGAAGGGGGUGCCUCCAGGUCCCAUAAGGGAGAUGCCUCCUGCAAAGAAAAAGAAGAAGCAAAAGACAGGGCGGCAGAUGUUGAAGAGUGCAUCACCUGGCAAGAAACAAAAGAAAAAGAUACAAACUGGGUCCAUUUGAUGGCAAUUAAGUUCAGAUGA
This is a messenger RNA of Fraxinus pennsylvanica, 1737 nucleotides long. The record is from the annotation of a GenBank genome assembly. NCBI's taxonomy places the organism in Eukaryota, Viridiplantae, Streptophyta, Magnoliopsida, Lamiales, Oleaceae.